Molecule: messenger RNA, 4124 nt
Organism: Solanum tuberosum (potato)
Lineage: Eukaryota; Viridiplantae; Streptophyta; Magnoliopsida; Solanales; Solanaceae
Exons: 8
Coding region: 566-2059 (497 amino acids)
Molecular function (GO): chromatin binding
Source: RefSeq, a predicted model, not a curated record
CUGAAUUUUGUGUUUUUUUAGUAUAGAGACCAAAACUCAAAACCUUUGAAUUUUGUGUUUCUUCAGUCUUGUUGCUGCCACCAUAUUUCACAAAAUCUCAAAAGGCUCAACCUUUUGCUUGUGUUGGCAACAAUGGGGCAUUUGGCUUUUUCUCCCCUUCUCCUUCUUCUUUUAUUCUUCUUUUACUCUUUACUCUUAUCUUUUUCCCUAACCGUCGCCCCUUGUACAACAAAAAAACCCAAUUCAGUAUUCUAUGGCUUUUCUUUCCACCUCUGUUUCUUCCUAAAGCAACAAUCUUUUACUAUUUUUGAGGAUGUAUACAAAUAAUCAUGUAUUUAUUUCGUGGGAAGAGCGCGCUGUUUCUCAGGGGAAGGACCAUCAUGUUGUGCACUACUACUUGAAGGAUUCAUCAGGGGAGAUGAUCCUUGUUGGGGUGAGUACUGAAAGAAGUGCAAGGCACAUGGUAUUUGUUAUCUCAGAGGAUUAUUUGGAUGCUUUUGGGCAUACAAGUAGCAUUAAUUCUGGAACAAAGUGGCGUGUAAAAUGAGAUAUAGUGGAACAACUGAUGUUUUUGAUUUCAAAGCAUCACAAAUCACCACCUAUUUCAAAUACCCCGACAAGUGAAAGGAGAAGAAGUGUUGUAAUGGCUGGUCACUUAGCUGAUGAGGUACAGCUUCCUAAUAAAUUGAAAGCAAAAAAAUCAAAUAUUUUGUGGUCAGGUACUGCUUGGACCUGCGCCAAGCAACGUACGCAUUAUCCUUCUUUUAGCAGAAAUGGAACUACAAUAACUGUUAAUUCCUUUGCUAUAUUCACGGUCGAAGAAGAAAGUCAGCACCUUGGUUACUUGGAAGACUUAUAUGAGAAUAAAAAGGGACAGAAAAAAGCGAAGGUUCGGUGUUUCGAACAUUUUCAGGACAUCAAGUGUGCACUUCCAGAGCUUGACGGACACCCUAGAGAAGUACUUAUCACGUCUCAUGUUGAGGUGAUCCAAGCGAAUUGUAUUGAUGCUCUUGCUACAGUUUUGACUCCAGGAGAUUAUGACAAAUAUAUCUCUCUUGUCCCAAAAAAUUUGUCCUCUGGUGUUUAUAUGUGCUAUAGGGAAAUAAAAUACCAGGUCCUGCUAUUCUCUACUCUGAAUGAAUUGGAGGGCUACUAUAGUCAAGCGAUAUUUACCAUGUCACGCAGUCAACAAGCCAAGCUUAAGUCAAAGGGUCAUAUGUUGCACGAAGUAAAACAUAUUACCCGAGAAGAUCCUCCAACUCAAGGACUUAGGGAGAGUAGAAGUGUCAGCAAGAGUGGUAUCAGAAAGCCAAUUCCUGGUAACCCGAUAAGAAAAGCCGAACCACCAACUUGCCCAAUGUUAAACAUAAAAUUUCCAAGCAUAGUACCAGUUGGAAUUCAGCUUGUUGAGCCUCAAUAUAAGUUGUCUAUUGAAGUUGGUGACAACUUAGAGGUUCUUUGCCAGGAUAGUGGCUUGAGAGGUUGUUGGUUCAGGUGUAAGGUCUUAGAGGUAUCACAAAAACGUAUGAAAGUUCAAUAUGAUGACAUCCAGGAUUGUGAUGCUCCUGAAAAGCUCGAGGAAUGGGUUUCUUCCUAUAGAGUUGCAGGCUCUGAAAAAUUGGGCAUGAGAUGCACAAGACGCCUCACAGUUAGGCCUCGGCCUCUAGAGGAUUCUUCUGACUACUCUUUUGAAAUAGGAGCUGCAGUUGAUGCUUGGUGGUCUGACGGGUGGUGGGAAGGUGUUGUUGCUGAAAUUGAUGUCUGUGGAAGCGGUCAUCAUCAGGUUUAUUUCCCUGGCGAGAACAUGUUAUUGGAGGUUCAAAGGAAGAACCUGAGGACUUCAAGAGAUUGGAUAGAUGACAAAUGGGUUGAAGUUAAGGGAAAGAAAGAUAUAAAGUCGUUCGUAAGCUCGAGUUUAACUGAUUUAUCCAAAUGCAGGAUCAAAGAACAUGGGAACUGUGAAAAUAAGAUGGUUCCGAAGCUUGUGGCAAUGAAGACAACAAACUGUCAAUUUCUAAACAAUCAGCUGAGAAGCAAGACAAUGAUGCUCCUAAAAUGAAAAGGCGAUGAUGUAUUGAUUUUCUUGCAGGUAAAUAUUGACUUGUAAGUAUCUCUCAACGGUGCUCGACCAUGAAGGAUCCGACCUCUACCCGAGUUCGAGCCACGUAGCUGGUGGAGCGCAAUUCUUCUUGUUCGAUUGGUUCUGUUAUAUUAUUCAUACAAUAGUAGCAAACGUUAAAUUUUGCACUUCCUUACAUGUUAAGUUAUGAAUCAUAAUUUAAUCACUGUGAAAUUGAUACCUCACUAGGAAACUCUUUUCUUUUGAUGUCAUUAACAUCAUGAGAGAGAUUCUUUUUCUAGCGAGCUGACAUAUUUUCUAUAUUUAUAAUUUAAAGAAGUUUUAUAUGAGCUAUUUUAAGAAGAUCCAUAACAAUCUUACUUCAUGCUUCACAAUUUGGUUAGUUAUCACGAUUAAGAAGCUCAUUAUGUCUAGGUAUCGGGAUACUAUAGUUAAAAGGACACUCCUAUAGGAAAAAGUUAGUAUUUUUAAUCGCAAUGUUAUGAAUUUAUUUAAAUUGUUAAAAACUGCUUAGGAACUCUAGGUAUGUGAGUUUUGCAACACAUAUCCAGUCCCAAACCUUGAUAAAAGAGGAGCCAAAGAGGGUUGUACUAGGUGGAGAGCAGUUUAAAAUAAUCAGCCAAAUGAUUCCUUUGAAUAUUGCAUUCAGGUCUGUAUAGAGGUGAAUUGAUACAAUAGGAUUCAUAUAGCUAAUUUAACUAGAUCAUUUCCUUGCUCUUCUUCCAGAAGAAACAUAAGAUGGACGUAAGUCCACAAAAUAUAGUUUUAUCUUCUAAUUCAUCUGUAUUGACUUGUUGCCAGUCAAUGAGCUUUUAAUGUUGGGGGAGACUGGAGAGGGAAACUCCAAGGCAGAGCCAGAUUUUGAAGUAUAUGGGUCUUGGAUUCUAGUCUUUUUAGUUAUUGGCUAAGUUGCACAAACUCUUCACUUUCGAUGUUGCACCCAUGUCGAAUUCUCCUAAAACACACUACUUCUGGAGAAUCUCACACCGGUCGACAUUUUUGAGAGUUCGAGCAACAUAGGUUAUUGGGUUCUAAAUAAUAAUUUGCACAUAGUCAAUGAAUAUUUGAAAAAUAGAGGAAAUAUGGCGCCUCUGAAGGUUAGAUACACCAUUGGGACUACUGAGAUACUAAGUAAUGGUUGUAUUUAUUUUGUGUCUACCACAAGUGUAGUCAAACACGUGGAAGUGGACAUUUUGGCAACACACUUGCACCCUUUAUUGUACUCAAUUCUUUGGUAAAGAUUUAUGCAAUCUAAAGCUAUUGUGGGUUGGCCGAAUUUGUGAUAGAAACUCUAGUUCCGCCCUUAGAGGGAGUUUCCGUCAGUACUUAGAUACCAUAAGGGCUCAUACUAUUUUAGUGGACGUUUUGGACAUAAAAAUGGGAAUUUGAAAAAUUAAAAGAAGUGGUAUUUGAAAAAAAGUUGAAAAGUGGUAAUUGGAGUUGUGUUUGGACAUGAAUACAACUUGGAAAAAUGUUGAAUUUUUGCGAGUGAUUUGCAGUGAAAAAGUGAAAACAUGUGUAUUGUUAGUUUUAACAAUUCUAUGCACAAACAUGAUUCUGGUAUGCAAUUAUGAAAAAAGGUGAAAAUUAUUCAUGGCCAAACAUGCCCUUAAAGACUUGGACGGGAAGAUGUUUGGAAGAAUAGCUAAAGGGGGGAACUUCAAUCUCUCAAUUAGUUUUUUUUUUAUGAAUGUCUAUCUUCCUGCCGCUGUUUCUACCAUAAGGCUAUGUGCAGUAUGAUGGAAAAUGUUUUCCAAUGAAGUAUUAGAUUACCUGAAUCUUUACCAAAAGAAUUGAGUGCAAUGAAGGGUGAGAUUGUGUAAUACCAAAAUGCACACUUCCACGUGUUUGAUUGCACAUGUGGUAGACAUAAAAUAAAUACUACCAUUUCUUAAUAUCUUAGUAGUCUCAAUGGUUUGUUUAACCUUCUAAGUCCAUCUUUCCUCUAUUGUCGAUUAUAAUAGUGUUUGCGGAGAGACCGAGGUAAAAAUUUGCAUUUAAUGAUUAAAAUAAAUAAAUUGAGGUAAAAGUUUCCUUCUACAUC